Molecule: messenger RNA, 3198 nt
Organism: Aspergillus viridinutans
Lineage: Eukaryota; Fungi; Ascomycota; Eurotiomycetes; Eurotiales; Aspergillaceae
Exons: 9
Coding region: 1-3198 (1065 amino acids)
Biological process (GO): metal ion transport; transmembrane transport
Cellular component (GO): membrane
Molecular function (GO): metal ion transmembrane transporter activity
Source: RefSeq, a predicted model, not a curated record
AUGGCGCAGAAUAUCUCCCAAGGCGACCUGCGCGGUCGAUUCACGGUUAGGAAUUCUGUUCAUUCUUCCGAUGUCGACAUCGUUGCUGUUCCUGCCAUAGGAUCUGACGCUUGGAAUACCUGGUUCGGCGAUGACUCUAACGAACCAUGGCUUAUAUCGGACCUUACGAGGGAGAUACCAAAUGCGCGUGUGUUACUCUAUGAUCAUGGGAAGCCUGGCGCUCGCGAUGACUUGAAUUCGCUGGCCCAUAAUCUGCUGAACCGGCUCCACGAGCGGCGACUUAGCGCUAAGAGUCGACGGCCCAUCCUCUUCAUCUGCCAUAGCACCGGUGGAUUGGUAGCUAAGGCGGCCCUGAUUAUCGCCAGCCAAGCAUCAUCGAAUAUGGAAUCUAUCCUGUCGAGCUGUCACGGAAUAGCUUUCUUCGCGACUCCACAUCAGGGAUCGACCUACCUAUACGCUCCAGAGUACACCCAAAGUAUUUGUAGCAUAAUGAGAUUGAAGUAUCGCGUCCCGCAUCAUCUGCGGGAAAUUUUAAAGCCUCGACAUCAACAACUCAUGCAUCUUUCCAAUCAGUUCAGGGCGAUCUCGGCGGAUUUGAAAGUCUGGACCUUCCUGGAGACGGUUGAUUCCGCCAUCAAUAUCACAGGCUCGGACACGAGCGCCACUGUCGAAGUUCAUGUACCAAUCACCUCCAUUCGAUCAGGCCUACUGGGUCUGGAGCAUGAGAAGGAGAUACCUCUGGCUACUGAUCAUGUAGGAACAGCAUACUUCAAGGGUCAAGAGAAAACUACAAGGACGAGCUUCAUAAAGGAGCUUCAGUCAUCUGUCUCCAUGGCAGUACGACUGUCUGCCCUUGUGGAUGCGCCACUCCAUGUCAAAAAAGAAGUCAUGAUUCAGGUCAAUGGAUUCUUUGAAGAUACUGCACUAGGGGUCAGCGAGGAGACUCCUCUGAAGCUUUGGUCCACCAAAGUGACACUCCAUGAUUAUCUGUCAAGAGGCCCAUCCGAGUGCCUCAGAGAUAGGCUAAGCCAGACCAGCCAGAUGCCGCCUGGCUCACUGGAUGAUUCCUCAAUCAGCAGCUUUGACAGCCGACGAUCGUCUAUUCAUUCAGAGUCAGAGCCCGAUGAGCCAGUGAAUGUCACGAGCGAGGAAACCGAACGAACCCAGUCCAGGCCUUCUAUCAAGAAGAGUCGCAGUUUCAUGCCCAUGGCUUCUCCGAAAAUUCAUAUCAGCGAGCCGAGCACCGAAAGCUACCUUGAGUUACGCGACGAGAACAUCAGCUACGACCUAGAGGAGCCGGAUGUACAGCAUGAAGACACCCCUCAGGAAGAAGGCAAUAGCAAUGAAUCGGGAGAGGCUCCAAAUGAGCUCUCCGAUGUCGAAGCGUGCCAAACAAAACUAUUGUGUGCGCUAAGUAUUCCGUCUACAUUCAGUCUGAGCAGGUUCAUAAAUGAGGAAAAUUGGUUUUCAAAGCUGAUCAGAGCGCGUCACCUUGAACCUCACGCUCGUUAUGUACGCCCUUCGUGCAUUUAUUCCAGGCAGAAUGAUGCCUCGCCCAACAAUCGAUCAAGAGGGAUGGAGGACCCUCAGCUCGCUCUAUAUCUUCAUUGGGAUACAUACUGGAAUCUAAUACAACGCCGGAAAGUUGUCGAAGACCGACUGCGGCAAGGAAGAUCCAGACCCGUACCGGACAAAAUAUCCAAGGCGCACUUGGAAUCGAAGUUGAUUUGGAAGUUCCUCGGAAGCGAGCCUCCAAUUCACCUCAGGAGAACGUUGGACCAGUUCGGAUACCCGAACCUGAGAUCUACCACUGCCAGAGAUGACGAUCAAAUGCUCUGGAAGAGGACCAGGAAAUCAAUCAAUCUCAAGGAUGACAUAGGGGAUUUAGUGAGGACAGAGAGUGAUUCAGGCGUUCCGGACGUUUUCGAGGAUGGCAAGGUCCUCAUGGUAGACCAGCUAUGGCUUUGGAUCUUGGACCAGAGAACGGUCGUGACCUUUUUCCCCAACCAAGAGGCUACAACAUCCGAGGGCAAGCUCUACGAACAAGCGAACUUACACAACAGUAUCUAUAAUGAGCUCAAUGGAGAUCUGGCACGGCGUUUCGAGACUGCUGGUGAUCUUGCUGCGCUCAUAGUACAACAUGCUGUCACUGUUUUGCUUGACAGGACCUUGCACCAUGACUUACAAGUUCUCCGAAUUUUCGAAGAGUCCAUCAGCAUCUUGACAGAAUCGGUGACCAAGUCAUUUAAGCGGUUCCGAAGUCGCGGGUUUACCAUAAAUCCUGCUCAACACAACAAAACGGCCGAUGGAAGAACAAUGACCGAGGCGGAGCGUGAUGAAAGAGACAUUCAUGUAGCAAGACAGAAUCGAGAAGACCUUUCUGCGCUAUUGGAACUGAGGGAUAUUAUGGAUGAACUAGGAACGAUCAUGAAGCUUCUCGAACAGCAAACCACAACAGUCAAGACCAUGGCCAGAUACUUCGAAGGCCGGGGAUAUGGCAACGUCUUUGUCGAAGCCUCGCUGGCCCGGCUCGACGAAUACCGCAACCAAGUCCAGGAAAUGAGAGAGAACACCAUCCUGGCUCAGAAAGCAGUAGAGAAUCUUCUUGACUUGAAGCAGAAGCAAGCCAACGUCGAUGAAUCACGACUGGCUCGGUGGGAGGCAGAAGUCACCCAGACCCAGUCACGGUCCGUGAUGGUUUUUACAAUCUUCACUGUCAUAUUCUUACCUCUCUCCUUUUUCACCUCGUUAUUCGGCAUCAAUGUGCGAGAAUGGAGCGGCACAGAGACAAAUCCCGAUUUCCGUCAAAUGUUUCUGAUCGCAGGCCCAUCAUCCGUCGCAAUCAUCCUUAUCGCCCUCCUCUUAGCCUUCAACGAAAGACUCCGGGAGACGGCUGCCAAGGCACUUGCAAUUCUCUUUGGAAUGGCUAGAGACUUUCUCCUAGCUCCCGCUAAGAAGGUUCUUCGUCUGUCCAGAUCUUCAGAAGAGCCCUUGGACGUGCAUCAUGAAGAGAACCGCUUCAAUCGCUAUCUGUCCUCCCGGCGGUAUCGCAGACAAUUAGAGGACGAUAUCUGGAAACAGCAUCCAGAUCGGGUGAUUUCGCCGCUGCCACCUGUGGCAGAGUAUGAGAUGAUGCCGCCGGGAUACGAUUAUUCGAUGAAGUUGAGAGAGUCGAGUCGGCAGGGAAUCUCGGCUUAG